UCAUUGCUUUAUUUGCGAUCUUAAACAGAAACACAAGCCAUGAAGAUUUACAGUACAUACGUUGUUUUAACAAUGUUAGUAUGAUAAACCAGAAGCAGAUUGCUUGUAAAAAAUGAGUAUGGUAGAAACAUUUAUGUAUAUGAACUAAGAAAUCCAAGCUCACAGUAAUUAGAUCAGACAGUAAAGAUACAAAAUGACGAUGUUAGGUGAAGAUUGAGAGGCACCAAGAGGAAAUACAGUACUGGACUGUUUCUCUGAUGUACUUACAAAUGGAGUAUAGGAGGUGAACACAAUGUCUUGGAGCCAUAAAGACACAGAUUAACUCUAUAAGAAGCAAAGUUAAACACUUUAACAACUUAACACCAGUCCUCACCUCUUCUCUUCUAUGCCCCACAAUGUUAUUUUCUAAGACACCUAGAGGUGGAAAUCAGUUUUGCAGUCCGUGUUCUAUUUUUACCCUCCUGUCUUGCCGUAGUCAGCUUAGUGUGGGUGUAUUUCAGAGAGCAGUUGUCAAACAAACAGCACUGCACUGCAGGCUUUAAGCUUUCUUUUCGACUUUGAAGGCCUAAAACUUUUUACAAAAUAUACGAUUGAUCGCUUGGGACUCUUUUUUCAUCAAGGAUUAUAUCAUGUUAGCUAUCUACUAAGCUAACCAGCAAAAAGCAAGACCAGAAUAGUAAAAAGGUUUAACAUUCAGUCUGCUUUCAAAUGAAAGUGAGCCAUUACAACUGCAGACCAGAAAGACAUUCAACAACAUAUCAUGGAUGAUCAAAACCCUAAACCUGAAGAUCGAGGUGCACCUUCUGAACACUCCUGUCGUACUUAUCACUCUGGCAGCUCUAACCGUUCAUCACACAGUUUAGCUCUCAGAGCAAGAGCCAGAGCCGAAACUGCACAAGUCAAGGCUACAUUUGCUCAAAGACAAGCAGACAUGAAUCGAGCAGGCACGGUUAAUAGCGGAAAGAGCGGAAAAUCAAUGUAGAGCAGCUGAAAUACAAGAUAACUUUGACGCACUGAAGUUACGGAUUGAUGCUGAAUCAGCACGCGCUGAGCCUUAAGUCUUAGAAGCUUAUGAGGAUGAAGUUGGAGAACCUUCAAGACAAAGAGUAACAGGUUUGGCUUCAUAUUCAUCACAGCAACGCACUAGUGAAUAUGUGCAACAACAUUCUGUGGAUCAUGGUCAGCAACAACUCCAAGAUCCGAAACAAGGAGCCGUUUAUUCACCAGAGCGCCAGCAAAACAUGGACAACGGUGAUUCCGUCUUAUCACCAAAGCGCCAGCAGAACAUGAACAACGGUGAUACGGAAAUGCACGGUAUGGAUGUACGCAGUUGUGCAGAAAAAAACAACUAUUUUCACUCGUUGCACAAAUUGCAAGGGGAACGCCAGAGCAGACCCACCACCCAAGGCCAACAAAGUCCUGGGAAUCCUGUGAAAUUCCCCCAAGAAAGAUGUUUCCGCCAGCAACUUCAAUUUGCACCUUCCCAAGACCAGCAGCGUCGCCACCAAGGUGCACUAACUACAUGCCCUCACGUGAUCAAUCAGGUACGUCAGACUUAGCCAAGUACCUCAUUCGCAAAUAAAUAGUUAGCGCUGAUCUCCUGAUGUUUGAUGAUAGACCUGAGAACUACUGGGCAUGGAAGGCUUCCGUUAUCAACGCCACUGGUGACUUGAACCUCAGCCACAGAGAGGAGUUAGAUUUACUGUCCAGAAGGCUGGGACCAAAGUCUGCAGAGUUGGCCAAACGAAUCCGUUCAGUCCACAUCCAUGACGCUACAGGACUCUUAAUGUUGUAGAGGAGGCUGGAUGAAUGCUAUGGGUCAGCUGAAACCAUUGAAAAUGCUAUGUUGAAGAGGUUAGAGGAAUUUCCAAGAAUUGCAAAUAAGUAUAACCAAAAAUUGCACGAACUAGGAGAUCUAUUGCUAGAACUGGAAGCCGCAAGAAGAGAUGGAUUCCUACCUGGACUUGCUUACCUCAACACACCCCAGGGAGUCAAUCCUAUAGCGCAGAAGCUCCCUUAUUACUUCAGGAGAAGUGGAUCUCAUUUGGCUCGAAAUAUAAAGAAGAUUUUCGGGUUCAAUAUCCUCCUUUUCCCGUCUUUGUACAGUUUAUUCAAGACCAAGCAAAGAUACAAAAUGACCCCAGCUUUGCUGAGCUUACCAUGGGUGUUGCAAACAUGACAGAUAAACUACAGAGAGAAAUCAAACAAUCUGUGUUCGCCAGGAAAACUGUGGUUUCCAAAGCAGAUCCAGGCAAACAAAACAAGGAGGAGAAAAGGGUUGAAGAUCCAGACAGAGUGUGUCCUUUACAUAAUAAGCCCCAUCCUCUAAGAAAAUGUCAUGGCUUCCACAACAAGAGCUUGGAGGAGCAGAUAUCCUGCCUCAAAGAAAAACACAUCUGUUUCAAGUGUUGUGUCUUAACAAGACACUUUGCCAAAGACUGUGAUAGAACUGUGCAGAGCAAAGAGUGUGACAGUAGCAGGCACCCAACUGCUUUACACCCUGGCCCAGCAGUAAGAAAACAAGAGAGCUCUGUCAUCAAAGAUCAAGGCGGGGAGCAAGAGGAGAAAGAACCUCCAGAGGUAGAGUCAAAGUGCACGAAGGUUUGCGGGAAUGCAGUUGGCUCCCGAUCAUGUUCCAAAAUAUGCUUGGACCGUGUAUACCGUGCAAGUCAACGAGAGAAAGCUGUUAAAGCAUAUGCUGUCCUUGAUGAGCAGAGUAACAGGUCGCUGGCCAAGAGUGAGCUAUUUGACCUGUUUGGCAUUGGAUCAGGUGCCACUCCUUACACCCUUAAAACAUGCGCAGGAGUCAUGGAAACAUCAGGAAGACGCGCAAAUAAUCUCAUUGUAGAGUCAAUAGAUGGCAGGGUACAGAUCCCACUGCCAACAUUAAUUGAGUGUGAUAUGAUGCCCUAUGACCGUGCACAGAUCCCCUCAGCAGAAAUAGCACAUUAUUAUCCGCACCUCAAGCCAGUGGUAGAUAAAAUACCAGCUAUUGAUCCUGACGCAGAAAUUGUCAUGCAUCUGGGCAGAGACAUCCUACGUGUACACAAAGUAUGUAGACAGUACAAUGGACCCAACAAUGCACCGUAGGCUCAUCAAUUGGACCUCAGCUGGGUCAUUGUCGGAGACGUAUGUCUGAAGGGAGUCCACAAGCCAAACAACAUUAAUGUCUAUAGGACCAAUGUCCUACCUAAUGGACGGACGUCUUUCCCGAGUCCAUGUACAAGUGUUAUUCAUGUGAAAGAAAAGUUUGACAAGAACACACCAAGGUCACGUAAUCAAGUCUCCAAAGAGACAAAUCUCCUGGAAGAUGACACUGAUGAACUUGGAUGGAACAUAUUUGAGAGGACAAAGGAGGAUGACAAAAUAGCAUGGUCUAUUGAUGACAAAGCCUUCCUUGAGAUCACGGACAACAAUGUCUACAUGAAUGAUGCUAAGACCUGGGUAGCACCCUUACCAUUCCGUUCCCCAACACGUCUGCCGAACAAUAGAGAGCAAGCGGCAAAACGACUGUAAUCUUUAUGUCGCACACUGGAAAGAAAACCAGUUAGGAAAGAACAAUACACAGAGUUCAUGCAGAAGAUCCUUGAGUCAGGACAAGCAGAGCUAGCUCCACCAUUGAAGGAGAAGCAAGAGUGCUGGUACUUACCAACCUUUGGUGUCUCAUCACCCUCAAAAGCUGAAUCAAAUACGUGAGGUGUUUGAUUCUAGUGCUAAACCCGAAGGCAUUUCCCUCAACAACAUCCUCUUGAAAGGACCAGACUUGAAUAAUACCCUUCUUGGAGUCCUUAUUUGGUUCCGCAAAGAGCCGGUUGCAGUGUCCACCGACAUACAUAAGGUGUUUUACUGUUUCACAGUCUGGAAUGAACACCGUGACUUUCUAAGAUUUUUGUGGUUCGAGGACAACAACUUCACAAAACCAGUGACUGAAUACCGAAUGACUGUGCAUGUGUUCGGUAACAGCCCUUCGCCAGCUGUGGCCAUUUAUGGCUUGAGAAGGGCAGCUGAAGAGGGAGAGAGAGAACAUGGUACAGAUGCCAAGCAUUUCAUAAUGAGGAACUUCUAUGUAGAUGAUGGGCUUGCCUCAUUCUCCAAUGCUGAGGAAACUAUCACUGUACUGUCAAAUGCAAGGGAGAUGUUGGCAGAGUCAAGCACCAAGCUACAUAAGAUAACAUCUAACGGCAACACUGUUUUGGAUGCUUUCCCCCCUGAAGACCUUGCCAAAGACCUUAAGGACCUCGACCUGACAUCUGAUCCACUACCACUUCAACGCAGUUUAGGCCUGAGAUGGGACCUUCAAACAGACAGUUUCUCCUUCUGUGUGUCUGACAAGGCAAAGCCAUUUACAAGAAGGGGAAUCCUUUCAGUGGUCAACAGUCUCUGUGAUCCCUUGGGGUUCGUGGCCCCUGUCACAGUUCAGGGCAAGGCACUCGUGAGAGAUGUAACCAAAGAAGAGUAUUAUUGGGACACUCCCUUACCAGAAGCCAAAGCAAUCCAGUGGAAUGUCUGGAAAGAUUCCCUAAAGGAACUUAUGCAGCUCCAGAUCCAGAGAACCUACAUCUCUGUUUCUCUGCUCUCCACAGUAUACAGAGAGAUUUGUGUGUUCUCAAAUGCAUCAACUAUGGCUAUAUCAGUUGUAGCAUACCUCAGGGCAAUUGAUACAGAAGGACAUCAUGGGGAAAUCCAAGCUGGCUCCACGUCCUGCUCACACUGUCCCUUGUUUGGAAUUGUGUGCAGCCGUCUUGGCAGUAGAAAUUGCAGAGACGAUAAUGGAUGACAUCGAUGUAGAUACUCACAAGGUCAAGUUCUACACAGACAGCAGGAUUGUACUGGGCUACAUACAUAAUACAUCCAGAAACUUCUAUGUCUACGUGGCAAACAGAGUGACAAGAAUAAGAAGGUCAUCUACCCCAGAUCAAUGGCACUAAAUCAGCACCAAACUUAAUCCUGCAAAACAUGGAUCUAGGUCUGUCUCAGCGGCUCUCCUACCAGAUACCAACUGGCUGACAGGUCCGGCUUUUCUAAGAAAUCCAGAAGUGGAUGAAGUUCCACAGCCAGAGGCAUUUAACCUUCUGCAUCCUGAAACUGAUGUAGAAGUUCGCCCUCAAGUUUCAACCUAUGCUACGAAAGCCACAAGUGGACUUCUUGGCUCUCACCGUUUUGAAAGAUUAUCCAGCUGGAAAUCUCUCACUCGUGCAAUUGCCAAGCUUGUCCAAAAGGCUAGAGUCUUCUGGAAAACUACAGACUGUAUCUAGAGAAAAGAUGAACUCAGUCAAGCAAGACUGGUCAUAUUGAAAACGACACAAGAUAUGUACAAAGAUUAAAUGAAAAGUCUAGCAAAGGGUGAAGCGUUGUCUCGACACAGUCCGCUCAAGAGUUUGGAUCCCAUCCUUGACGAUGAAGGAUUGCUGAGAGUCGGAGGUCGGACUUCAUCAGCAGACAUGACCUGGGAAGAAAAGCAUCCGAUCAUUCUUCCAAAAGACAAUCAGAUAUCUACCUUGUUGGUACGAUACUACCACGGACAAGUGGCCCAUCAAGGCAGACACUUCACUGAAGGCGCAGUUCGGACAGCUGGACUGCUGAUAACAGGAAGUAAGAGACUUGUGUCAAGUGUUAAACAAAUGUGUCACCUGCAAAAGAAUGACAGGAAAGCUCGAAGAACAGAAAAUGUCUAACUUACCUGCGGAUAGACUUACCUUGGAUCCUCCUUUCACGAACGUUGGACUUGACGUCUUUAGGGCUUGGACCAUCUAAUCGCGCAAGACGAGAGGUGGAUAUGCAGAGAAUAAACGCUGGGCAGUCAUGUUCACCUGUCUGAGUACCCGAGCUCAUAAAGACAAUGUCAACCUCCAGUUUUAUUAAUGCCUUAAGGAGAUUCACCGCCAUCAGAGGGCCUGUGAGACUCCUGCGUUCCGAUAAAAGCACAAACUUUAUUGGAGCUUGCAGAGAACUGCAAAUAAACUCAGAAGACUCGGAGUUGAAAGUUCACUUGCAGAACAAAGGCUGUACCUGGAUAUUCAAUCCGCCACACUCCUAUCAUAUGGGAGGUGUGUGGGAAAGGAUGAUCGGCAUUGCACGCCGCAUUUUGGAUGCUAUGUUGCUUAAAGACAACUGUCGCCUCACCCACAAGGUACUUGUGAGACUGAGUGAAAUCAUGGCAAUCAUGAAUGCAAGGCUUCUAGUUUUAGUAUCGUCUGAUCCUGACAUGCCAGCAGUUCUCACGCCCGCAAUGUUGCUUACUCAAAAGACUGAUCCAGUAUCUGCUCCUCUAGGGAACAUGGAUCUGAAAGAUCUCUAUAACAAGCAAUGGAGGCAAGUUCAAAGUCUAGCCGAAACUUUCUGGAAACGUUGGAGAAAAGAGUACUUGGCGACCCUUCAGCCCCACAAGAAGUGGAAGUCAGAAAGACCAAACUUGCAAGUAGGUGAUGUGGUACUCCUCAAAGACACUCAAGUAAAGACGAAUGAGUGGCCCUGGCAUCAUUGAGGAAACCUUCCCCAGCUCUGACGGCAGGAUUCGAAAAGUGAAUGUGAAGAUCAUCAAACAGGGUACCCCGAAGGUUUAUUCCAGACCCGUUUCAAAGGUCGUACUGCUCCUCAGUAAAAAGACAUAAUGGUAUCUUAUAAUACUAGACGGGGUGUGUUAUGCCCCACAAUGUUAUUUUCUAAGACACCUAGUGGUGGAAAUCAGUUUUGCAGUUUGUGUUCUAUUUUGACCCUCCUGGAUUGCCGUAGUCGGCUUAGUGUGAGAUCGACAGGUGGAUCGGUGCGGCGUCUUCAGUAAUGCGGACGUUGUACCGAUCCGUUGUGGUGAAGAAGGAGCUGAGCCAGAAGGCAAAGCUCUCAAUUUACCGGUCGAUCUACGUUCCCAUCCUCACCUAUGGUCAUGAGCUUUGGGUCAUGACCGAAAGGAUAAGAUCACGGGUACAAGCGGCUGAAAUGAGUUUCCUCCGCCGUGUGGCGGGGCUCUCCCUUAGAGAUAGGGUGAGAAGCUCUGCCAUCCGGGAGGAGCUCAAAGUGAAGCCGCUGCUCCUUCACAUUGAGAGGAGUCAGGUGAGGUGGUUCGGGCAUCUGGUCAUGAUGCCACCCGAACACCUCCCUAGGGAGGUGUUUAGGGCACGUCCAACCGGUAGGAGGGCACGGGGAAGAACCAGGACACGUUGGGAAGACUAUGUCUCCCGGCUGGCCUGGGAACGCCUCGGAAUCCCCCAGGAAGAGCUAGACGAAGUGGCUGGGGAGAGGGAAGUCUGGGUUUCCCUGCUUAGGCUGUUGCCCCCGCGACCCGACCUCGGAUAAGCGGAAGAAGAUGGAUGGAUGGAUGGAUGGACGGCUUAGUGUGGAUGUGUUUCAGAGAGCAGUUGUCAAACAAACAGCACUGUACUGCAGGCAUUAAGCUUUUUUUUUUACUUUGAAGGCCUAAACCUGUAAGUUUAUAUGAAUACAAUAUUGUGACAUAUUAUUUGUGCAUUUUCAGUUUAUGACUGCUUUAGUAAGAUAUUUGUGUCCAUUGUUGAAAGCUAAUUACUGGUAGCAUUUGUUGGUUUGGAUGUUAAAUAGGCUACAUAGCAGACUUCUAUAUUGGUUUAUAUAGCUGACCGAAGAGAAGUUUGAGAAUGAUCUGCGCGCCUUGAAGCCUGCCGAGGAAAGACACUUUUUGAACCCACGACUCAGCAUCUCGGGCUUCACGGUGGAUGAGGGGGUUAGUGUGUCUGCCUCACAAUACGAAGGUCCUGAGUAGUCAGGGUUUCAAUCCCGGGCUCGGGAUCUUUUUUGUAUGGAGUUUGCGUGUCCUCCCCGUGAAUGCGUGGGUUCCCUCUGGGUACUCCGGUUUCCUCCCACCUCCAAAGACAUACACCUGGGGAUAGGUUGAUUGGCAACACUAAAUUGCAGAGGUGGGUAGUAACGCGCUACAUUUACUCCGUUACAUUUACUUGAGUAACUUUUGGGAUAAAUUGUACUUUUACGAGUAGUUUUCAUGCAACAUACUUUUACUUGCGUAUAUUUAUCGAGAAGAAACGCUACUUUUACUCCGUUCCAUUUAUCUACAUUCAGCUCGCUAUUCGCUACUUUUUUUAUCGAUCUAUUAAUGUUUGUUUUGGUUAAUGACAGUUUCAAAGUAGAAUCUACGCAUGCCUGUGUUUCACCAAUCACAUGUAGUCACUGGUGACGUUGGACCAAUCAAACAGAGCCAGGCGGUCACAUGACCCGAUUUAUACAAGUCGAGAAACGUGUUGAGGUGUUACCAUUUAGUGGUCAAUUGUACGGAAUAUGUACUGUACUGCGCAAUCUAAUAAAAGUUUCAAUCAAUCAAUAAAAAGUGUAAAGGAAAAAAGGCACUUUUUUAUUUCAACCGUACUUCCCGUCCUAAGCCUAAAGACUGAUCGCACAGUUCCUGUCUUCACAAUAAAAGCGCUGCUCCAUCGCGCCUGCGCUAACAAAAUAAGAGUCUCCGAAAGCCAGCGUAAACAAGCUAGCAAGCUACGGAGUUUGCCGCCAAUGUAUUUCUUGUAAAGUGUUUAAAAAAAAAAAAAGCUGGGCAGAUAAGAUGCCAAAAACCAACUACUUUCAUGUGGUAUUAGACAGAAAAGAGGAACUUUUUUCUCCUCCAUUUGAAAACGUGGACGUCUGAGUCAUCAGAAUCAGGUAAUUCACCAACUUAUAUUCUUGUCUUCAUAAAAGAUAGGAAUCUAUCAGUUAAACAUGCUUGUAUAUUCAUUAAAACACCUUCGACAUGUGAACAAAAACGGCAAAAUAAAUAAAUAUGAUAUACUGUAUAUAUAUAAAUGGGUUGUACUUGUAUAGCGCUUUUCUACCUUCAAGGUACUCAAAGCGCUUUGACACUACUUCCACAUUCACACACUGAUGGAGGGAGCUGCCAUGCAAGGCGCCAACCAGCACCCAUCAGGAGCAAGAGUGAAGUGUCUUGCUCAGGACACAACGGACGUGACGAGGUUGGUAUUAGGUGGGAUUUGAACCAGUGACCCUCGGGUUGCCCACGGCCACUCUCCCACUGCGCCAC
Messenger RNA from Nerophis ophidion (straightnose pipefish), 9016 nucleotides. RefSeq lists its product as uncharacterized. NCBI's taxonomy places the organism in Eukaryota, Metazoa, Chordata, Actinopteri, Syngnathiformes, Syngnathidae. The record is from RefSeq and is a predicted model, not a curated record. Bases 2161 to 3090 code for a protein of 309 amino acids. The transcript is spliced from 2 exons.